Molecule: messenger RNA, 1719 nt
Organism: Ostrea edulis (European flat oyster)
Lineage: Eukaryota; Metazoa; Mollusca; Bivalvia; Ostreida; Ostreidae
Product: glycoprotein 3-alpha-L-fucosyltransferase A-like
Exons: 3
Coding region: 129-1598 (489 amino acids)
Cellular component (GO): membrane
Molecular function (GO): alpha-(1->3)-fucosyltransferase activity
Source: RefSeq, a predicted model, not a curated record
CACCAUAACACGCCUGUCUACUUCAGCGGCGGAUAUCCUUGCCGGAGGCGGACCGACGUGUGUUAGUCAGGUAAACUCCUGUCCUGAGGGUCUGGGUCUUUUCAAACUAGAUCAGGAAGUGAAGUAAUAUGGAGCGAGAAGGAGACUUUGCUAUCAACACCAUAACAGGCCAAUUAACCAUGAGCUGUGUAUCGAAGAGGAAUGUUGUCCUGGCAGUGCUUUGCAUCAUCGUGUGUAAAGUCAUUUUACUGUAUUCUACCCUGGUUUAUGUCGAGAGAUUGGUGUACAGUAACGAGGCUGUCCAAGGAUACCCCAGUCGUUCUGUUGGAAUCGGAGAAUUUCGGAACGAUAAGUUUGUCAUUACAGAGAUAAGUUCAAGUGCUUCCUUGGAUCAGCUGGAAAAAAGCAGGAAAAUUGUCACUGACCGCAUGAUCGAGUCCGGAACCGACAUUUACACUGACCGAAAUUUUACUCGGGAGAAACGGAUGCUAGAAAAAAGUACGUUGAAUUUUUUGCCAAAAAUAAUCAGAACUUCAAAAAUCGAGAGACUUUUACCGAAUAUUGAGGAUCCCGUGAAUGACAGAAUAUUUGAACAGUUGAAUCAUAUCCCUGUUCAGUAUAGUAACAGCAGUGCAUUUAAGACGAUCUACAUGUUCGGGGGACAAAGGGGAUGGAGUCACCCCGAAGGACAGGCGACAUUUCUGUUGGAGCAGUGCUUGGUAAAUCGAUGUCGUUUUACGUAUGACCGAAACAUGGCGAAUAUCGCUGAUGCUGUGGUGUUUGGAAAUCCAAAUCAAAUUCGUACCCGCCCUCCAUUUCAAAAAGAAUCCCGAAAUCAGGUUUGGAUUCUCUCCGCCAUUGAAGCCCCUCCAAACACAGGGCGCCUUCGUAAUUACUCUGGAUUUUUCAACUGGACCAUGACAUAUCGUGCAGACUCCAUUAUCGUGACGCCUUACUUCAAAUAUAGAGCUUUUCCUGAAAUAGUUCCAGUCCAAAGAAAAAAUUACGCGGAGGGAAGACACAAGAAGGUGGCGUGGUUUGUGAGUAACUGUAUCCGAGAAAACAGUGGGCGAUUGAGGUAUGCCAGGCAGAUGCAAAAGUACAUCUCGGUAGACAUUUAUGGUCAGUGCGGGAACAUGAAGUGUGCUAAAAACAACCCAAAGUGUAAAAUCAUGGUCAAGACGGACUACAAAUUCUACCUGGCAUUUGAAAAUGCGAAGUGCAAGGACUACAUGACGGAGAAAAUUAUGACUGCAUAUACGAAUGAGGUUAUUCCCGUGGUUCUUGGUGCAGCUUCCUGGGAAUACAAAAACAUGUUGCCUGCGCACUCGUACAUUGACGUGGAGGAUUUCAAGAGUCCUAAAGAUUUAUCCGAGUACCUGCUGAAACUCGACGAAAAUGACGAUUUGUACAAUGAAUAUUUCCGAUGGAAAUCCUAUGGUGAUUUCAUGUUAUCCAAACCUUGGUGUCGCGUGUGUUCUUUGUUACAUGAAGAAGCGCUUCCGGCUAUCUGGUACGACGAUUUGGACGCAUGGUGGCGCUCGGAUGACACAUGCGUAGACAGAAAAACAUGGUGGAGCAAUGUACUUGACAGAUAGACAAUUAAUUUUGAAGUUGUUAUUUAUUGUGUGCUAAAGUGCCAAAGAAUGUUUAUUUUUAUACAUAUGAAUAUUACCACUGAAUACUGCCACAAAACACAAGAAUAAAGUAUUGCAUAUA